Molecule: messenger RNA, 1182 nt
Organism: Aspergillus terreus NIH2624
Lineage: Eukaryota; Fungi; Ascomycota; Eurotiomycetes; Eurotiales; Aspergillaceae
Gene: mpkC
Product: mitogen-activated protein kinase mpkC
Exons: 6
Coding region: 1-1182 (393 amino acids)
Biological process (GO): osmosensory signaling pathway; cellular response to oxidative stress; protein phosphorylation
Cellular component (GO): nucleus; cytoplasm
Molecular function (GO): MAP kinase activity; ATP binding
Source: RefSeq, a predicted model, not a curated record
AUGGAUUUCAUCCGCUCCGAGAUCCUAGGCACGAAGUUUGAGACGACCAUCAGGUAUGCCAACGUACGGCCAGUUGGCCUCGGGGCGUUCGGGCUCGUCUGGUAUUCUCUCCCUCAUCCCAUCACUACGCCGGGAAUGACCUGGUUGCGCGAGCUAACCUUUCACCUUAGCUCGGCGUACGAUCAGAUCACUCAACAAUCCGUGGCGAUUAAGAAGAUGAUGAGCCCGUUUGCCUCAUCCGCCAUAGCGAAACGAACCUACCGAGAAGUCAAGCUGUUGAAGAAACUACGCCACGAGAACCUGAUUGGAUUGUGCGAUAUCUUCAUUUCUCCCCUAGAAGACAUAUAUCUGGUGACCGAGCUGUUGGGGACCGAUCUCAGCCGUCUCCUCCGAUCGAAACCGUUGGAAAACAAAUUUGCCCAGUUCUUCAUGUAUCAGCUGAUGCGUGGAUUGAAGUACAUACACUCCGCGGGCGUCAUCCACCGAGAUCUCAAGCCGAGCAACCUCCUGAUUAACGAAAACUGCGACCUGAAGAUUUGCGAUUUUGGACUGGCGCGUGUGCAGGAACCUCGCAUGACCGGAUACGUCUCGACCAGAUAUUAUCGAGCCCCGGAGAUCAUGUUGACAUGGCAGAGAUACGGCGUCGAGGUGGAUAUCUGGAGCGCCGGGUGCAUCCUCGCGGAGAUGCUGCGGGGAGUGCCGUUGUUCCCAGGGAAGGAUCAUAUUAACCAGUUCUAUCUCAUCACCGACAUGAUCGGCAAUCCUCCCCUGGAGGUUAUCGAGAAGAUCACGAGCAAGAACACUCGCCAUAUUGUCGACUCAUUACCGCACAAGGAGCCGCGGCAACUCAAGACUAUAUUCAACGAGGAGGACGCGGAAGCCGUGGAUCUUCUAGAAAAGAUGCUCCUGUUCGACCAAUCUAAGAGAAUCUCCGCCGCCGAGUCCCUCGAGCACCCUUAUCUGGCUCCAUAUCACGAUCCUACCGAUGAGCCGGUAGCCGAAGAGAAAUUCGACUGGUCAUUCAACGAUGCGGAUCUUCCCAAGGAAUCGUGGAAAUACAUGAUUUAUUCCGAAGUCUUAGAUUUCCACAGCAUGGAGGCCCACUCGUCGGGUUAUAUGACGCAGGAUGACUUCGCCAGUGUCCUGGAGUUUGUUGACCAGAAUCAGUUUGCGGAAACUUGA